Molecule: messenger RNA, 4779 nt
Organism: Pseudoliparis swirei
Lineage: Eukaryota; Metazoa; Chordata; Actinopteri; Perciformes; Liparidae
Gene: stk11ip
Product: serine/threonine kinase 11 interacting protein
Exons: 25
Coding region: 177-3938 (1253 amino acids)
Biological process (GO): intracellular protein localization
Cellular component (GO): cytoplasm
Molecular function (GO): protein binding
Source: RefSeq, a predicted model, not a curated record
CCCCGUAAACUGCACCGCGACGCAAACCAACCACCGCUUAUACGUUGCUUUUCCUCUCACACACAACAAUGGACCCGCUUUAGCACUUGCCUCCUCGAAGAAACACUUUAUGUCAGAGGGUCUACUUUUCGUCCGUCACUGCGCAGGUGCGUAGUUUUCUACCGACAGGAAGUGGGAUGGCUGCUCCUCACAGCGGCCAGUGCCCGCUCGUGCACAGCUUGGCCACACUGCUCCGAAAUGACGGCGACUUGGUGCUGGACGGCACCAGCACGCUGACCUUGCCGGCGGCCUGCUUGCAGCAGCUCACCCGGCUGUUUGAACAGUACUUGCUGUCCAGGAGUCGGCAGCACGGCUUCCUCGCGUUGCCCUCCCACCCCGCCGACACCGCUUCCCUUCUACAGCUGCAGUUCCUGUUUGACGUCCUGCAGAAGACCAUCUCCCUCAAGCUCACCAACCCGCCAGAGACGAGACUUCACUCUGUGGUGAAGAUCUUCCCGUUCAAGACCUUAAAAUAUUUGGAGCUGAAGCGAGUCCCUCCACACUGUCUGGAAGGACUCCGAGGGGUUUACUCCCAGUUGGAGGUCUUUACAUGUUCAAAGAGCCUCAACUCCCUGGAGGAGCUACUUUCUCUGUGUGGAGGAGACCUGAGCUCCGCGCUGCCUUGGCUGGAACUGCACACGCUCAACUUCAGCUACAACUCCAUCGUUUGCCUCGACCAAUCACUGAGUUUACUGAACGUCCUGAAGUCCCUCGACUUAAGCCACAACAAGAUUCAGGAGUGUGCUGAAUUCCUCACGGUUUCUAUUUUGCCCGAUUCAAAUUUUUUGCUGUGUGUGACGACACCUUGUUCGGCUCCCGGCGAUAAUCUCGUUUCCUCGUUGCUUUUUUCUUCUUCUCAGCCCUUGAGUGAGCUGGAACACUUGAACCUGGGCUACAACUGCCUGCAGAGGGCGCCGACGCUGGGCCCGAGUGCCAGGGCCAAACUCCUCUCGCUCAUCCUCAGGAACAAUGAACUGGAGACCAUCAACGGUGUGGAGCAGUUGUCCUCGCUCCAGCACUUAGACCUGGCCUAUAACCUGCUGUUGGAGCACUCCCAGCUGGCUCCCCUCUCCAUGCUGCACUGCCUCAACAGACUCAACCUGGAGGGAAACCCGCUGUACUUCCUGAAGACCCACCGCUCCGGCACCGUCCGACACCUCUCCCCGAAGGCUGCAAACCACCGACUCAAACUUGAUGGUUCCUCGCUGUCCUCGUACGAGUUAUCGGUUCUGCCCAAACCAGGCCGGCUGAUCGUCCAGCAGGUGCAGCCCGAACCUCCAGUUGCCAUGACGGCAGAACGCAGUAACCAGGAAGUGUCGAGCGGCGCCGGGGAGCUGAGCGACAGCCUGUCAGUCGGAGAAGUCUCACGCAUUCGGAAGAAGAAAUCCAAGGGUAAAGUGAGAGUUCGGAGGGCCAGCAUAUCCGAGCCCAGUGACACGGACUACGAGCCCAGGCUGCAAUCCGUCUCACAGAGCAUUGUCCUCCCCCACCAGAAGGAGAUUGAGCGCAUGUCCAGCUUCAGAGACCAGCUGGGAGAGGAUUGGCUGAGGUACCAGCAUCAUCUCGAUGGCUCUUCCCCCUCCACCAUGGACGCCUUCCAGCCCCCUCUCCCGGGUCAAGGCCUCCACAACGGCGUCGACGCCGCCACGCAUCUGUCCACCAGCCCUGGGCGUCGGCCGUCUCCGCCGUCCCUGGAUGUCCCGGAGGUCCUCCCUCCGCCGCUGCUCCCGCCCGAGCCCAGAUGGGCGACAUUGGCGGAUGCAGACCAGGAGGCGGAGUCUACGCUGCAGUGGCCCGCGCAGGGCUCACGGUCCACCACGGAGGACAGCACGGUGGACAGCACGGUGGUGAGCUCACCUAGGCCCAGUCCAGAGUCCCAAAGGUCGGCUGAAGGAGAGAGCAGAGACACCAAGGAGGAUGAAGAAGAAGAAGAGGAGGAGGAGGAGGAUCUCGGAGUGGACCUGUGUCACCCCCUACUCGUGGGCGUCUUAUCGGACAAAGAGGAAGAAGAUGUGGAGGGACCGGGGGAGAGCCACAGGAGGAGGAGGAGUGAGGUGUUCCUGCGCAUCAAACAGGGCCUGGUGCUGGAGGUGGACAUGCAGCGCGGCCGGGAGAGAUGCCGCCUGGAGCUUUGCAGCCUGGCUCGGGUGGAGAGCACCGAGGCGGCCUGGACCCGAGGGGAGACGGAGGAGAUGCUUCCAGCUGUGGAGCUCCAGUUCGACUACAUCAGCAGGGAGAAGAGGAGGAGGCUCUACGUCCUGCUUGAUGACGACCCGCAGCAGGCACUGCAGGCUCUAACCGACGUGCUGACUCACGUGGCGGAGGAAAACCGGCGCCGCCACUCCGAGCUCCGUCCCCGCCGCGUUCGCCUGCAGUGCCUUCGCUGUGGGUCAGAGUUCACGCCGAAGGGAGGCGGUCGCGAGGAGGAGGAGGAAGAGGAGGUGGCGGAAGGGGGGGGGGGAGCGAGGAGGAGAGGGGCUGCCUCGCGACCACAAGGUGUGGGAGAACAGGGGGAGGAGGAGCUGACGGGGUAUAUCGUCGACACCAAAGAAGACAGUCACAUUUGUCCACAAUGUGGUAGCGAUCAUGUGGUCCAGCUGGCUGGCCAAUCGACUCCCUUCUGCAGCACGCCCAUCCAGAACUCAUCCAUGCUGGAGAGCGAGGGCGACCAUGUCGACGUGAACCAGAGCGCCCGCCAUGCCAAUGAGCACACAGACGGUAUUCGCAGUAGUCCUGUCACAUCUACAGAGGAGUCCGCCUUCCUCACCGCUCAGGGAAGCUCCUUCUUCACCGGGGACGACCGGGGCGAUGCCUCCAGUCUCAGCACAGAGCUCCACAGCAAAGAGGAGCUGGCGGGGAGCUACCGCUACGUCGCUACGGGGACUCCACCGGAAGUCCAAGCCCCACCUGCAGGAAGGUCCGCCCCGAACGAUGAUCUGGACCUGCUGUCGGAGGACUACGAGGCGGUGGACCAUCGGCUGCAGCUCUUCCUGGACGUGGAGGUCUUCGAGGAGGAGGAAGAGCUUCACUCUUUCCUCAAGAUGUCGGUUGUCAAAUUUGGGGAGCCGGGGGAGGUGCCCUCUCUGCUGGUGGUGUCGAACCAGCGGAUCUAUUUCUUGGAAAUGACGUCAGAAACCCACAGAGGCCAGCUCUCCGAUUGGCUGCAGAAGCGGGACAGCCACCCGAUCAUGGAGCUCAGCUACCUGGAAGUGGGACUGGCCUCGCAGAGCAUCCACAUGGAGUUUGGGGGCGUGGCCUAUACCCUCCUCGUGAGGGACAGUCUACGCUGCAAACGCUUCUUUGGCCUCUUAACAGGUAUUGUGCGUGAGAUGGCUCACAAGUCCGACAGCAAGCUGCAGUCCAUCUCCACCACCAGGCUGAGCCCUCAGCACCACCUCUGGCCCCUGGUGUGUGAGGACAUCCAGGCAGACGUGGAGGACGGCCAGCUGCAGUUCUUCUACAUUCUGGCUUUUGUCCUGCAAGGUGACACCAAAUCCUCCGGAGACGGACGUCGCGAUCUUUACGAGGACGUCUGGAUGCCGCUGACGGUCCUGGUGACCCGGGAGACCCUGUACCUGCUGAGGGAGGAUCACCAGUGGAGGCGGAGCUCCAUCAGCCCGCCGGCGGAGGAGCGGCCGGAGCCGAGCAGCGGCGGCGUGGCGGUGCUGGAGACGCUGCCCAUCAGCUGCGUCAGCGCCGUCCACCUGUGGCCUUCGGACUGGCGCAGGAUGGACAUCCAGCUCUACGAUGAGACGGUGAAAGAGGAGAGGACGUGGUGCGUGCGCUCCGACAGCGCCGAGCUGCUCCGGGGUCUGCUGGCCUGGGUCACGGCCCAGUGGGAGGCCAUGUUCGGAGUGAAGCUGAACACAAAGCGGCACGAGGGAGGGGGCGGGGCAUGAGAGGCACUCGCGCCGGAGAGAGUCUCGUGCUGGCACCGGGACAUGUUUGAUUGUCUUUGUUUUCCUCUCGGUCGCUUUCGAGAGCGCCGGUUGCAUAAUUCUGUAUCCUCCAGGUACCGUCCUUUGUGUGCAUUUGAUUCCUCCACAGAUGUUGAAAUGCAUCUUAAAGUCGACCUCCUCGGUCACUGCAGCAGCAACCGUUUUUUUUAUUUUGUUUUUUUAAAGCUGAGCCUUAAAAUAUGUCUCCCCCCCCCCCCCCCCCCCAUUCCUUCUCUCAGUAAGCCCUCCUCGCGGCCUCGGGGCUCAAUGCGGUGUCAUCGAGGGUCACCGCACUCGCCCAAUUAGGGUCUUGUGAUGCGUCUCGGGAGCGCCGCGUUGACCCGGGGGAAGGGGACGCCAGAACUCUGCGAACUCAUUUGGAAAGACGAGCGGUCGGCGUCAUUUUUCCUCGCCGGAUUUUUCGUUUUGUUUUUGAGUCGUUUGUAACCGCAGUUUGUUUUCGUGUGACUUUCCGACGUGUCGGCUAAAUGCCGUUGUUCAUGUGAAUGUGUACGAAGCCUCUGCUGCACUGUGCGUUAUGUAAUCGGCCCCCUGUGGUUCAUUCAGAUCAACCACUUCAACGGAAUGUGUUUCUUUUGUUGGCAUUUUUCUUGUUCUCCAUGUGGUUUAAUACAACGAAAAACAAUUUUAUUUUUAUAUACAUGCAGGGGAAUAACUGAUCUAUGACGUGUAUAAGUGAAUAUAACAAGUACUGUGUUUGUAUGCGAGUUUAUUGUGUGGUUCCUUUUUUUCUUUCUCCUGAAACUUGAAUAGUGCCAAUAAAAGUCCCACUCGAGCUUCA